AUGAAUAUCAGACAAGCGAUGUCCGAGGAUUUACUUGCUAUGCAAAAUUGUAAUAUAAUGAAUUUACCCGAAAAUUAUCAAAUGAAAUAUUAUUUUUAUCAUGCUUUGUCUUGGCCGCAAUUAUCAUUCGUCGCCGAAGAUCAUAAAGGAAGAAUUGUUGGUUAUGUACUAGCCAAGAUGGAAGAAGAUCCGGAAGAAGCACCGCAUGGUCAUAUUACAUCGCUAUCGGUAAUGAGGACAUAUCGUAGAUUGGGUGUCGCGGAGAAAUUAAUGACACAAGCUCAGAGAAAUAUGGUGGAAGUAUUUAAUGCCCAAUAUGUUUCAUUACAUGUUCGUAAAAGCAAUAGAGCAGCUUUAAAUUUAUAUAAAGACACUUUGAAAUUUAGGAUUCAUAAAAUUGAAGACAAGUAUUAUGCGGAUGGGGAAGACGCUUAUGCUAUGAGGAAAGAUUUACAAACUACUGAAGAAUCAUAA
Messenger RNA from Funneliformis mosseae, 474 nucleotides. The record is from the annotation of a GenBank genome assembly. NCBI's taxonomy places the organism in Eukaryota, Fungi, Glomeromycota, Glomeromycetes, Glomerales, Glomeraceae.